Dioscorea cayenensis subsp. rotundata (Guinea yam) is the source of this 573-nucleotide messenger RNA. RefSeq names its product agamous-like MADS-box protein AGL62. Gene Ontology annotation, biological process: regulation of transcription by RNA polymerase II. Gene Ontology annotation, molecular function: protein dimerization activity; DNA-binding transcription factor activity, RNA polymerase II-specific; RNA polymerase II cis-regulatory region sequence-specific DNA binding. Bases 1 to 573 code for a protein of 190 amino acids. NCBI's taxonomy places the organism in Eukaryota, Viridiplantae, Streptophyta, Magnoliopsida, Dioscoreales, Dioscoreaceae. The transcript has a single exon. The record is from RefSeq and is a predicted model, not a curated record.
AUGGAGAUGAAUUCAAGGGCGCCUCCGAAGAAGCGCGGCGGUGGCCGGAGAAAGAUACCAAUAGAGAGGAUCGGCAACGACGUAGCUCGCCAAGUAUGUUUCUCCAAGCGUCGCCGUGGGCUCUUCAAGAAAGCGGCCGAGCUCUCCAUCCUCUGCGGUGUUGACAUCGCCGUUGUCGCCUUCUCUCCCGGUGGUAAGCCCUUCACCUUCGGAAACCCUAACCUCAUCGAUGCCGCCAUCGAUCAGCUCCAGCAUCCCACUCUUGAUCUAUUCCCUCCGCCGCCGCCUCUACCACCGCCGCCGCCUUCCAUUCCCAAUCUCGAGAGCUUUCUGGAUCCGAGUGAUGAAUUAGGUCAAAUGUUCGAUGAGCGACCUGAGAUGAUGCCUACUGGGCCGGAGGAGACACCUUGGUGGGCGACCUCGGUGGAUCCAGCUGAGAUCGGUGAGCUUGUCGGGAGGAACGCGACGAAUGAGGCUCUCCGCUGGGACUUCAUCUCCGACACUGGAGAGAUGGAGCCGAUGAAUGCUAGGGUUCUUGAUGGUCAGUGGCCACUAGGGUUUCUUGAUUUUUAG